Messenger RNA from Alternaria metachromatica, 2157 nucleotides. RefSeq lists its product as uncharacterized. The record is from RefSeq and is a predicted model, not a curated record. The transcript has a single exon. Bases 1 to 2157 code for a protein of 718 amino acids. Gene Ontology annotation, molecular function: GTP binding; GTPase activity; microtubule binding. Gene Ontology annotation, cellular component: cytoplasm; membrane; microtubule. Lineage: Eukaryota; Fungi; Ascomycota; Dothideomycetes; Pleosporales; Pleosporaceae.
AUGACGAAUACUAGUAGACCUAAUCUUACAAACCAAGCCCUUCUCGACAAGAUAGACAAGCUCCGAGAACUCAAUGUCCGAGAUCUUGAGUUACCCCAGCUUGUAGUAGUCGGAGACCAAUCUUCCGGUAAAAGCUCAGUUCUAGAGAGUCUUACAGGUUUCGCAUUCCCGCAAGGUGCCGGACUUUGCACACGAUAUGCGACGCAGAUCUCUUGUCGCCGUCGGCCUGAGCAGAGCGUUUCGGUAUCAAUCAUCCCCCGACCAAACGCAGAUCCGGAACUCGUCGAGCGACUACGGAAGUUCCACGUUGAAGGAGAUACGGUUACCGCCGAUGUACUCGAAGAAUGCUUCUCAGAGGCUAACCGACAUAUGGGGAUCAGGAUGUCUUCUGAUGCCGGCGACUCUCAACUACAAGCGUUCAGCGAAGACAUUCUCAAGAUCGAGAUCAACGGCCCGGACCAAGAGCACUUUACUGUGAUUGAUGUGCCUGGUAUCUUCCGCGUCCCCAAUCCUCCACUGACCACCGACAGUGACGUUACCUUGGUCCGCAACAUGGUUGAGUCGUAUAUGCGAAAUAGCCGGACUAUCAUCCUAGCGGUCUUGCCAUGCAAUGUCGACAUCUCAACCCAAGAGAUCCUCAAGAUGGCCGAAGUUGCAGAUCCAGAAGGUGUUCGAACAAUGGGUGUGCUCACUAAGCCUGAUCUAGUGCUGGAGACCGCAACUCGCGAUACCAUCAAAGAACUUGUUUUGGGUGGGCGGAACAGGCUGCGUCUGGGCUACUGCAUGGUCAAGAAUCGCGGCGCCGACGAUCGCGCAUCUACCCUCACAGAUCGACUGGAGCAAGAGAAGCGCUUCUUCUCCAAGCCGGAGUGGAGGUCUUUGUUGACUACAGAAAGGUGUGGCGUGGGCUCGCUCAAGACCCGUCUUAGCAACCUACUAACAAACAUCACAAAACGAGAACUACCAAACGUCAGAUCUGAUGUUCUCGGCCAACUGGCAGCCUUCCGAGAGCAACUGGAUGGGUUAGGGCCUGCACGUACUGACGAGACAUCUCAGCGUACGUACCUAGGAAAUCUCUCGACGAAAUUCCAAACCAUCACUCAAAAUGCCCUGAAUGGCUCCUACGACGGCAACCAUGUCUUCACAGCACAGCCAAGUCUGAAGCUCAUAACUGCCGUGACAAAGAUGAAUGAGGCCUUCUCCAACGAAUUCUGGCAUAAGGGUCACAAACGAACGACAUCCUCCACAUCUGGUGUAAAUGAGGAAGAGAAGGCUUACGAGCUUGGAAAGAGAGAGGAAGACGCCGCGCUAGUGCAAGCUACACUUGAAGACUAUCCUGAGCUAUGCGACAUAGUUGAGAUGGAGGAUUACGAGUGCCCAGAGCCGAUCGCUUCUGACGAAGACCCCAUUGCCAAGCAUAUUGAGCGCGUCUAUCAAGAGAACCGAGGACCAGAGCUGGGCACGUUCUCAGGUACCAUACUGGCUAUGAUCUUCAAGGAACAGUCGGAGAAGUGGCCGCAACUCGUCCAGGCUCAUGUCAGCAAAUCCAUCAUUCUGGUGCACGACUACAUAGCCAAGCUCCUUGCCCACGUCUGUCCCGACAAGGAGAUCUGUGACCUGCUAUGGGAUCAUCUCAUCAUGGAUGCAGUACGCAAAGCAUAUGUACGAGCUAUGAAGCAGGCUCAAUUUCUGCUGCGAAUCGAGCGAGAAGGGAAGCCAUCAACGUACAACCAUUACUUUAGCUCAGAGGUGCAAAAGAAGCGGUUAGCUCGUUUAGACGCUGAUAUCGAAGAGAAGUUCCCUCACGAGGAUGGCGCCGAACCUCAGCUCGUAUCGACCACUAACCUGCGAAAUCUGGUCAUAGACAAAGACAACGUGCAGCAAGUGCGCGAAGACAUUCUUGACGUCCUUACUAGCUACUACAAGGUCUCACGAAAGCGCUUUGUUGACGUGAUUUGUCGGCAAGCUAUCGGUCACUUUCUUCUUGAGGGUGAAGAGAGCCCCCUCAGGGUCUUCUCUCCUGAGAUGGUGUUUGGUUUGGGAGUCGAGCAGCUGGAGUUGAUAGCUGGGGAAGAUGCGGGUACGAGGGAACGGCGAUCGAUGCUAGAGUCUGAGGUCAGAAGCUUGGAGGCUGCGAUGAAAUUGCUAAGAAUUUGA